Messenger RNA from Mitosporidium daphniae, 591 nucleotides. RefSeq lists its product as uncharacterized. The record is from RefSeq and is a predicted model, not a curated record. The coding region runs from base 1 to 591 and encodes 196 amino acids. Gene Ontology annotation, cellular component: VCP-NPL4-UFD1 AAA ATPase complex. The transcript is spliced from 4 exons. Lineage: Eukaryota; Fungi; Microsporidia. Gene Ontology annotation, molecular function: polyubiquitin modification-dependent protein binding.
AUGAUUUUCAAGAUUUCUUCCCAAGAUUCCUCAAAGUUUACCUAUUGCGGGGUACUUGAAUUUACGGCACCCGAAGGAAUUGUAUAUCUCCCAAAUUGGAUACUUUCAAUACUUGGAGUGUCGUCUGGGGAUCUAUGCAAAAUCGAAAGGGUUGACACAGAUGCCGUCCCAACGGGAAAGUUUAUCAAAAUCCAGCCGCAGAGCGUGGAAUUUUUGGGGCUCACGGAUCCGAAGGGAGUCUUAGAAAACGGCCUUCGAAACUACAACACCUUAUCGCCGGGAGACAUAUUUACCAUCGCCUCGGAUGGCUUUUCUGGCGAGGAAUGCCUCUCAUUUGAGGUUUUGGAAGCGCUACCUGGAAACUCUGUUAUUAAGAUCAAUGACACCGAUUUAGAGGUUGAUUUCGCUCCUCCCGUGGGAUGGGAAGAGCCAUCCACAUCUACACAGCCAUAUUUGGCGCGAAGCAUCUUGGGUGUAAAGAAACUUGCAGACUUUAAGGUCCAAGGUUGCACCACCGAGCCAUAUCCUGUGAUACUUCCCAAGAAUAUUCUGUUUUUGGGAUGCCGUGCCCAGGUUGCAACAUCCCAAUAA